Messenger RNA from Papilio machaon (common yellow swallowtail), 1502 nucleotides. It is a transcript of the gene Rpn5, whose product is annotated as 26S proteasome non-ATPase regulatory subunit 12. The record is from RefSeq and is a predicted model, not a curated record. Lineage: Eukaryota; Metazoa; Arthropoda; Insecta; Lepidoptera; Papilionidae. The transcript is spliced from 9 exons. The coding region runs from base 155 to 1483 and encodes 442 amino acids. Gene Ontology annotation, cellular component: proteasome regulatory particle, lid subcomplex; cytoplasm; nuclear proteasome complex.
CUGUCAGAGCAAAGUCGAAGAGAAGUGGAUGAGCUUGCAAUUCCAUUACCGUCUAUUAUAUUCUUUGGUUUUGAGAACAAAUACAUAUUUCUAACUAAAAACAUUUAUAUUACUCUUUAUUUUAAAUUAAUCAAGAAAAGUUUAAACCUGAAAAAUGUCUACAAAUACGGGUAAAAUCAUUAAAAUGGAAGUGGACUAUGAAGACACUUGCAAUGAAAAGAUCCCACUGUGGAAGUCAUGGGCUUCUAGUGGCAGAGUUCAAGAGGCAAUUGAUCAACUUCUGGCAUUGGAGAAACAAACUAGAACAGGUGCUGACAUGGCAUCAACAGCAAGAAUUUUAGUUGCCAUUGUUCAAAUUUGGUAUGAGGCUAAGAACUGGCCAGCACUCAAUGAUCACAUUGUUUUACUGUCAAAGAGAAGGUCACAACUUAAGCAGGCAGUGGUAAAAAUGGUACAAGAAUGCUACACUUAUGUAAACAAGACUCCAGAUAAAGAAACUAAAAUCAAGUUAAUUGAAACCCUGAGGUCAAUAACGGAGGGUAAGAUUUACGUAGAAGUAGAAAGGGCAAGACUUACCAACAUUUUAGCAAAAAUAAGAGAAGAAGAAGGUGAUGUAGCAGAAGCUGCAAAGAUAAUACAAGAACUACAAGUUGAGACAUACGGAUCUAUGGAUAAACGUGAGAAAGUAGAAUUGAUAUUGGAACAAAUGAGGCUAUGCCUUGCAAUUAAAGAUUACAUUCGUACCCAGAUCAUAUCAAAGAAAAUUAAUACUAAAUUCUUUGAAGAGGAUGACACUCAGGAGUUGAAAGAGAAAUUCUAUCGUAUAAUGAUAGCGGUGGACCAACAGAAUGGACAGUACCUGUCCGUGUGCAGACAUUUCCGUGCACUAGGUGCUACUGGCGGCUCCGAAUCUCUCAUUGGGAGUGUGGUCUUCCUGAUACUGGCUCCAUAUGACAAUGAACAGGCCGACCUUACCCACAGAGUUAACGAAGAUAAAGACUUGGACAAACUACCUGAAUAUAAGCAAUUGUUGGGGUUGUUCAUCAAUCCAGAGAUAAUAAGAUGGAACACUCUCUGUUCCACUUAUGAGAAAAUGCUGCGCAAGACGCCAUACUUUAAUGCCUCCGAGGAGAAGGGCCAGGAGCGCUGGAACGAUCUCAAGAACAGAGUUGUUGAACAUAACAUCCGCAUAAUGUCGAUGUACUACACACGCAUCUCGCUGCAGCGCAUGAGCGAGCUGCUGGGGCUGGGCGCGACUGAGACCGAGGAGGCGCUCAGCCAGCUCGUCGUCACCGCCGUCGUGAAGGCCAAGAUCGAUCGCCCAGCUGGAGUCGUACACUUCAGUUUGAAUAUGGACUCAUCGGACCGUCUGAACGAGUGGUCGCACAACCUGAACACUCUUAUGCAGCUAGUUAACAAAACCACACAUCUCAUUAACAAGGAGGAAUGCGUACACAAGCAUCUGCUAGCCGCCGCCGAGUGAACUAACUAUAUUUAUCUUC